AUGUCAACAACGCGCGAGAACCCCGAUCCGGUGUCUCCGAAUGACGAACCGAUCGAAGAGGACAUUGUUUCCCCAUGUGCCGAUAUGACCAGGGAACAACUUGUCCAGGAUUCUCCGAUGAAGAUAGACCUGACGCACAUCAGUCCCAAAUGGUGGGGUGUCAAACAUGUCACUGCAACGUCCAAGGAGUUGCAUCUGAAUACCUACAUGGUCGAACAGAUCAAAGGUAUAUGCAUCUUGGGCCUGUAUGACGCCGAGCUGCUUUAUGUGUUCCAGGAGCAGUUCGAAGGAUGGACUGAACAGAUGUUCAAACGUGUCCAUCACACAUAUCUUCGCGCGAUGAAGAAGGUUCUUCGGGAGGGUGGCAUCAACACCGGACCUAUCACUAGGCCGAUACCCCCCCCAAUUCGUUGCCCUUCUUCGGCACGAGGAUCCAGAGGUAAUGCCGGAGUACAGAGAAAACUACUUGCUGAAGACCGACAUCAACCCUCGGUCUGA
Molecule: messenger RNA, 498 nt
Organism: Penicillium bovifimosum
Lineage: Eukaryota; Fungi; Ascomycota; Eurotiomycetes; Eurotiales; Aspergillaceae
Exons: 1
Coding region: 1-498 (165 amino acids)
Source: RefSeq, a predicted model, not a curated record